AUGCUGCGAAUGCUGAAGCGGUCACGACCUAUCCUUCAAAGCUCUCGCACGAACGGGAUUCCCGAUAUUGAACCAGAUGACACUCCAGUGCACGCGUCUUUCCUCAAGCCUCACAGCAGCAGUCCCUUGGCUCCGCUCUUGUCUUUGCACGAACAGCAGAAAGCGUCACACAAGGCUGGAGGCGCAGUUGAACUCUCCCUCCAGGACGCACAAGCAGCAACUGCUCCUGAGCACAGCAGUCCCAUUCUCUCUGCUCCUUUCCCUCCAACUAGCGCUGAGAGGUUCCCCAUUGGCCAGAAUCUCCUCGUCGACUCAGAGACGCCUAUUCGCAGAACUGAUGCGUAUCCUGGUUCUGGGCAGCGCAAGCGCGUUGAACAAGUCGACAAUGGAAUCCCACCCGAAGCGCGUUUCUUAGGUCCACUAAGUUUCUGCGAUGACCGGGAACUGCCGGGCCCAGAGAUGAAUCUGGCCGCCCCUGAAGACGUGUAUAUUCUCGAUUUUGAGAACGUCAUCCACACGAACACGCGAGAGCUCCUUCAGACCACUGUACGCGCGUGGCGAAGAAUAGAGAGUGGUUCUACGGAACACCUUCAUUCUGCAUUCAAGCAACACACAUGCAGGAAACUUGAGUCGGAGAACAUGUCUAUCCGGAGUGAAGGUGAAGUACAGCAGGCGUGUAGCCUCGAUGGAACGGCGCCCACAACUUCAUCUGUCUCCUUGCCACCAUUAUUUUUGUCUGCUCGUUUUGGGGGCGAGGCGCCGUUCUGGUUGCGCGAGCGCGCCCGUGAUUUACGCCGUUCCUUAGCUCUUCGAAGCGUAGCAGACUUCAUGGUGGCGCUUCGGCGGGUCCUCGAGGUUGUUGUAGAAACAGAAGCAAAACGAGGGGAGACCGUCGACGAGUUCGUGGAAGGACGCCAGCGAGCCUUUGACGCGCAGUGGAGAACGAUGGACGACGUAGAAAGAAUGUGGUUACUGACUCGCGAGGGCGACAUGGGCGCCGUGAGAGACGUGUUUGCUUUCAAGCGAGCCGGCGGGGUGUUUCCGUGGGUUGUCAGAAGUCUCCGCGGCUGGGAAAAGCAAGGAGGAGCCCGCCGUGCCGAGCUGUAUCGGCAGUAUGGUGUGACCCCAGAGCAACUGCAAGAAGAAUUUGACUCUGCUCGGAGAGAAUGGCAAAGAAAUGACCUGCAGGGCUGGGAGGAGCAUGUCAAAUAUCGAAGUGACACAGGCCAUCUGACGCCUAACGAUGAGCGACGUGAAGCUUACGAGGGCUUCAACCCAGCCGCCAUAUGCCUGAUCAACAACCACAUCAACACAGGAGUGGACGACGGCGCAAUCCGGGAGAAAGUGGCAUUGGUGAACUCAAUUCUGGACAGGUGGAAGCCGAGAAGCGACUUCUGGCGGCCAGCGCACGUGGUUGAUGGCAACGUGCACAGUCUUCUGGCAUUGUCUCGUGACAGCGGAAUCAAAUACCUAAAGGAAAGCAGCCAGCUGGUGAAGCUGAUGGGCACGCCGGCAGACAUACCUGCCCGACAGUGGACCCAUGGUUUCACGAGUUGUCCUCCUGAAUGGCUCGAGGCCUACAAGAUGAUGCCGUGGUUGCGGUGGACAGGCCUUACAGAAAAGGAAGAGACCAUCCUGCAGGACUUCACUAUGCCGCCACCAACUGAAUCUCCCAUUACGAGUUCAAUCACUUAUUAA
Molecule: messenger RNA, 1698 nt
Organism: Neospora caninum
Lineage: Eukaryota; Apicomplexa; Conoidasida; Eucoccidiorida; Sarcocystidae
Exons: 4
Coding region: 1-1698 (565 amino acids)
Source: RefSeq, a predicted model, not a curated record